Dermacentor andersoni is the source of this 981-nucleotide messenger RNA. Lineage: Eukaryota; Metazoa; Arthropoda; Arachnida; Ixodida; Ixodidae. The record is from RefSeq and is a predicted model, not a curated record.
AGGUCGAUUUCACGAUUUGAUUUCACUUUUAUUAAUUUGUCUUCUCUUUACAGAGCGCACUACCAGGAGGCCAUAGACAUCUACAAGCGCAUUCUCCUCGAAAACAGGGACUUCCUGGCGUUGAACGUGUACGUGGCCCUGUGCUACUACAAGCUCGACUACUACGAUGUAUCGCAGGAGGUUCUGGCGGUGUACCUGCAGAACUUCCCGGACAGUGCAACCGCGAUCAAUCUGAAGGCAUGCAACCAUUUUCGCCUUUACAACGAAAAGGCGGCUGAGGCGGAGCUGAAGAGCUUGCGAGAACGUGCGUCGCCGAUCUUCACGUACGCCCAAGACCUCAUCAAGCACAACCUGGUUGUUUUCCGAGGCGGCGAGGGCGCGCUUCAGGUGCUGCCCGGUCUGGUGGGGGCCAUUCCCGAGGCACGUCUCAACCUCGUCAUCUACUACCUCAAGCAGGACAGCAUCCAGGAGGCGCACAACCUGAUCAAGGACCUGGAACCCACGGUGCCGCACGAGUACAUCCUCAAGGGGGUCGUCAACGCAGCCAUCGGACAGGCGCAGGGAUCGCGGGAGCACUUGAAGAUAGCGCAGCAGUUCUUCCAGCUUGUCGGAGGAUCGGCCAGCGAAUACGACACUAUACCUGGUCGUCAGUGCAUGGCGUCCUGCUAAUUCCUGCUCAAGCAGUUCGACGACUUCCUGCUCUACCUGAACUCCAUCAAGAGUUACUUCUACAACGACGACACAUUCAACUUCAACUAUGCCCAGGCAAAGGCCGCUACGCGAAAUUUCAAGGAGGCCGAAGAGGUGUUCCUGAUGAUUCAGAGCGACAAGAUAAAGUCGAGCUACAUCUACCAGAGCUGGCUGACCCGAUGCUACAUCAUGAACGGCAAGCCCCAGCAGGCGUGGGAACUCUACCAGAGCAUGGACACUUCGAGCGAGUCCUUUAGUCUGCUCCAACUGCUGGCCAAUGACUGCUACAAA